AUGAACGCACCCCCAAACACCACAAACGACAAGGGAGAAGGAUCCAAGCGUGAAUUACAAGAUCCAGCAUCCGUAAACGUUCACGAUCCAAAGCGUCUGAGAACGUCACACAGUGGGGUCAUUGAAGACACGACCAUGGUUGAUUAUGCAACUGUGGGUACAGCCACAUUAACAAGCGCACAUCGCAUGUUGAGCGAAAUGGAAGAUGUGCAGCACGAAGAACAACCGCCGCAAGACGAAGAGCGGCAAUCACCACAAGAAGAAAAGCAUCCUACACAAGAACAAGAGCAACAACAACAAGAAGAAGAAGGCGUCAUGAUGGCACUUGAUUCACCCAACCUACAAGCAGCACUUGAUGCAUGCAAAAUACUGGUGAUUGGUGCUGGAGGCCUUGGCUGCGAGAUUCUCAAAAACCUUGCACUUACCGGCCUCAAGGAGAUACACGUCAUUGACAUGGACACGAUUGACCUGAGCAAUUUGAACCGGCAGUUUCUCUUCAGACGCAAGGAUGUCGGUCAACCUAAAGCAACGGUCGCUGCAGACUUUGUUAUGCGUCGAAUUCCCGGCGUAAACAUUGUCCCAUACUUUGGAAAGAUUCAAGACAAGGAUGACGAAUAUUACAGUCAAUUCCAGAUGGUUAUUUGUGGAUUGGACUCAAUCGAAGCACGGCGAUGGAUCAAUGCAAAGUUGGUGGAUAUGGUUGACGAAGAAGAUCCACAAAGUCUCAAACCUUUGAUCGAUGGCGGUACUGAAGGAUUCAAGGGCCAGGCACGUGUUAUCUUGCCCACCAUUAGCUCCUGCUACGAGUGCUCACUUGAUAUGUUCAACAAGCCAACUACAUUUCCCAUCUGCACUAUUGCAAACACACCCCGACUCCCUGAGCAUUGCAUUGAAUGGGCUUCGGUGCUUGAAUGGCCUCGCGUGUUUGGCAAGGAGAAGAAGUACGACACGGACAAUCCAGAAGAUAUUAACUGGCUAUAUCGCACUGCUUUGGAACGUGCUGAACAGUUCAACAUCUCGGGCGUUACUUACUCGCUUACACAAGGUGUUGUGAAGAAUAUCAUCCCUGCUAUUGCUUCCACUAACGCCGUUAUUGCGGCUGCAUGCUGCAACGAAGCAUACAAGAUCGCCACAGGAGCACCCUUCCUCGAUAACUACAUGAUGUAUACCGGCAAUGACGGUAUCUAUACCUAUACCUUCCAGCACCAAAAGAAACCCGAGUGCCCAGUGUGUGGACGAAUCGCAUCUUCGGCCAAGCUGGACCGAAACAUGACCUUGGAGGACUUGAUUGAAGCAUUGAAAGAACGUCCGGACGUACAAUUGAAGCAGCCUAGCUUGCGUAGCACCAGCAAAUCCUUGUAUAUGCAAGCACCUCCUGCUCUGGAAGAAGCCACACGGCCUAAUCUUCAGAAGAAGCUGGACGAAUUGAUUGAAGAAGGCGAACAAAUCACUGUGACUGAUGCGGCACUUCCAGUCAGCAUCCAGCUCAAGGUUUCAUGGGAAUAA
Messenger RNA from Zychaea mexicana, 1506 nucleotides. RefSeq lists its product as uncharacterized. Gene Ontology annotation, biological process: protein neddylation. Lineage: Eukaryota; Fungi; Mucoromycota; Mucoromycetes; Mucorales; Lichtheimiaceae. The transcript has 8 exons. Gene Ontology annotation, molecular function: NEDD8 activating enzyme activity. The record is from RefSeq and is a predicted model, not a curated record. Gene Ontology annotation, cellular component: nucleus; cytoplasm. Bases 1 to 1506 code for a protein of 501 amino acids.